GGAAUACAGCCGGACGGAAACAGAAAAAGAACAGGAGAAAAAGAACGCCGGUUUUCAAAGGACGCUGGUUUUUGGAAGGAGAGAUGGAAGAAGUACAAGAAGCGGAUGAGAACGUUUUAGUUGGCCCCAUGCAGGGGAAAUUCUGUUAUAAAAUACAGGAUGGGAGAGUUGAUAAGAGCGUGGUCGUAUGUAAAUUGUGCAACAAGGAGUUCGUGUAUCACCGCAGUGCAUCAAGCCUGAAAUACCACCUCAAUGCCAAACAUGUAGCAGCAAGCUUGGCAGAUGGCGCGCAAGCUAACCCAACAUGGACGACACACAGCCAACCCACACUACAUCAACUGAGUUUCAAGGGCAAGGUCAGCAAGACCACGGCAGAGAAAAUGACCAACGCGCUGGCUUACUGGGCGGCUCUCGACUGCAGACCCAUUGCAGUGGUAGAAGAUAAGGGGCUGGAAAAGGUACUUCAGAUUGCGUUGUCUGACACCACGUAUGAGCUGCCAUGCAGAAAAACAGUGACAAAGAGGGUCCAGCAGCUCUACGACAGUGAAAAGGGAGAGAAAGAGAAUUUGUUGGAAAAAGCAGAAUGCGUCGCUAUUACUGGGGAUCACUGGACCUCGGUCAGCAACGCAAAUUACCUCGGUGUGACGGCACACUUUAUUGACAAGUGGCGUCUUCACUCGUUUGCCUUAACCAUCAAGAAGAUCACCACAAGGCACUUUGCUGAAAACGCGGCAGAAGAUUUUGAGUCUGUGGCAGAGGCCUGGGAAAUCACACAGAAAGUCACCACAAUCGGAACAGACAGUGCCCAUGCCAUGACCGCUGCAAUGAGACAGCUCACAUUCCAGCACAUGCCAUGUGUUGCUCACCUGUUACAGAGGACGAUCACAGUUUGCCUUGCUGACAGCGGGUUCACAGCCACACUGGUGAGAUGUCGUAAGAUAGUCGGGCAUUUUAAACACAGCCCCUCAAACACAGAGGAACUGCACCAGGAGCAAACACAACUAGGCCAAGACAACGAGCCACUGAUGCAGGACGUUUCCACAAGAUGGAAUUCCACCCUGUUGAUGGUCUCUCGUCUGCUGAAGAACCAAGAUGCUGUGAAGGCUACGCUCGCCAAACAGAAGCACAAGCUCACCAUGUUGACUACUGCUGAGUGGGACAGACUGCAGAGGCUCGAAACCCUACUUUCACCAUGCAGAGAUGUGACAGAGCUCCUUGGGGGUGAGAAUUAUGUGUCGUGCUCAGUUGUGUUACCUGCUCUCCGCCACCUGACCCGCACCAUGGAGGCCUCAGAUGAUGACCCAGCUUAUGUGGUGAAGUUCAAGGCUGCGUUUGAAAAGGAACUGUCUCAACGCGAGGAUGCCCUCAACUAGAGGUCGACCGAUAUGGGUUUUUCUAAAGCCGAUGGCAAUACUGAUAUUUAGAGGUCAGAGUCAGCCGAUAUGAGCUGCCAAUUUUUUUGGGCCGGUUUUUAGGGCCGAUAUGCUAUCGUGUUGUCCUUAAUUGGCAUGCUAAAAUAUCAUACUAGUAAGAGGACGCACAACACUUAUAAACUUAACACAAUUAGCAUUUAAUAGUGCCUUCAAUGUUACUGUUACUAUAUGUUAAUGAAAAAUUAUUAAUUUCAUUUAGAUUUUAUUAUUCAUAACAUUUAUUUUCAUUAUAAAUAACAUACAUAAUAUUUAUACUAUAUAUUAUAUAAAUGACUGUACUCAUCAUAAGAAUUAACAAAUUAAUGACUUAAACGUAUUAAAAUAAUCAAUAGACUAACAGAGUGCAAGAAUACUUCCAUGAUGUGACAACUUCAGAUAGUUACUUCAAAAUGGUAAAAUACAUGUUCAAGUUAUACAGUUUCACUGUGGAACUUCCAUGCCUUGAACUUUCACACGUUUCUGUUUCAACAAUAUAAAACUCCGUCUCCCAGCAUGCUGUGCAGGAAACCGGAAAUAGGAACUGCAGAGGUCUAGCAUCGGUCUCUGGUUCACAAUCAAAUCAAACAUGUAUACAUCGCGAAAACGAAUGGACAUGGGAUGGCAAUGUUAUAAUACGUUCACAGGUUAGUUUUGCGUCCUCUUUUUGUUAACUUUUCACUUAGAUUGUCCGUUACUACAGUUUAGAUCGGAACAUAGCGGUCACCAGCGUUAAGGGGGCUUACAUAGUCGACGCAUUCCCGACGCACUCGCGGCCACAAGGCUACGCAUCGCAACGUUUCGUUUCGAGAGGAAUUCUACAACUCCGAUGCAGUUGAAAUGCUAUUCGUUUUUCCUUUCGCUAAAUGAAGCAACACAUCACAGAUUACAACUAUCAUGAGAGCAAAUAUACGACUUUAGGACAUUGAAAUGUAAGAAUUGAAGCCUUACCUGUAGGCUAUCUCUGCUGACUCCUGAAACAUUUGUUGGCUUGGGUCUUUUGCACGCCGCGUUCUACGUAGCUGUCGUGCCUGACUUUAAAUCGGCGCGACCAAAUAAGAAAAUCAGCCGAUGCCGAUUCAUUAAAAAAUGGCAAAAUUCAGCCGAUAGAUCGGUCGACCUCUACCCUCAGUUGUUACCUGCUCUCCGCCACCUGACCCGCACCAUGGAGGCCUCAGAUGACGACCCAGCUUAUGUGGUGAAGUUCAAGGCUGCGUUUGAAAAGGAACUGUCUCAACGCGAGGAUGCCCUCAACCAUGGAUGGCUCAGAGUGGCAACAGCACUUGACCCUCGUUUUAAGGACCUAAAGUGUCUACCAAGAGGAGAGCGAGGAGAGGUGUGGACCAGCAUUGAGGCACUGGUGCAAAAACAACCAGGCAGAGCCACUCCGGAACGCACAGGGGAGCCAGCAAGGAAGAGGAGCCUCCUGCUGUAUAAUUCAGAUUCUGAAUCGGAGGAUGAAGAUUGGCCCAAAGGAGCCCUGACCCGUUACAGGGCAGAGCCUACCAUCAGUGAGAGAGACUGCCCACUGCAGUGGUGGUCCACUCAUGAGGGAGCCCAUCCACAGCUCUCUGCCCUGGCCCGCAAGUAUCUGGGCAGCCCUGCCACUUCUGUCCCUUGCGAAAGAUUAUUCUCCCUGGCAGGUAAUAUAGCUCAAAAGAAGAGGGCAGCCUUGAGCUCCGAAAAUGUCAACAGGCUAGUUUGUCUCAACAACUGGCUGAAAGAGAAGGAGCAGUAAUCAGUUAAAUGUGUCCUGAGGCCAGUUGGCCAGUUAUUUUUCAAAAGGAUAUUGGAAGAAUUGAGAUUGAGGUCAAUCACUGGCACUUUUUAAUGGAUCACUUUAUGUUGAACUGUUUGUCUUGGCCAAUGUUAUUCAGGGUUGGACUGAGUUUGAUUUAAUUUCUCUCUUAUUUUUUUGUAAUCAUUUCAACCGUUGAUAAAUCAACAGUGUGUUAAAGCCUCAGAGGUAACAGAGAUGUUUUCUAACAGGGUUUAUUUACAUUGCUCUGAAUGUACUUGAAAGAAUUGCGUUUUACAAAAAAAGUGUUAUAGUUUACAGAAGAUCUACCUAUACCUAUAAAGCUACCUGAAUUUCUGAAAUUAACUUUCCUAAAUAUGCUGAACUUUAUGGCACGUUUUUUAAUGGAUCACUUUAUGUUGAACUGUUUGUCUUGGCCAAUGUUAUUCAGAGUUGGACUGAAUUUGAUUUAAUUUCUCUGAUUUUUUUUUUGUAAUCAUUUCAACUGUUGAUAAAUCAACAAAGUGUGUUAAAGCCUCAGAGGCAACAGAGAUGUUUUCUAACAGGGUUUACCUUGUUCUGAAUGUACUUGGAAAGUAUUGCGUUUUACCCAAAAAAAAACCCAGUUAUAGUUUACAGAAGAUCUACCUAUACCUAUAAAGCUACCUGAAUUUCUGAAAUUAACUUUCCUAAAUAUGCUGAACUUUAUGGCAGAAUUUGCACUGGCUUGUUGAUCUUGGUUUUGAAAAAAAAAAAAAACAAUAUUUUGUUGAUUUAAGCUUAUGUAUUGUCAUUCAAAAUCCAUGUGGAAAAAAUGUCUUUCUACCUGUUCUCAAGUCAGAUAUUUCUAUGCGAUUAAUUUCGAUUAAUUAAUUUCAAAGGCUCUGAUUAGAUUAAAAUUUUUAAUCGUGUCCCACCCCUACUUUCUGUAUUUAACCAUUUGAGAGAGAAAGCAUUAGGAGCUUCAUAUUGACUAGGAAUCAACUUGAAAAGUAAUUAUUCCAUAAAAAUCGUAUCGCAGCCAAGGCCUACCCUGCUCCCAUGUUUGCUUAUAAGUCCUUUGUCGUUUCUCCUUCUCGUACGCUUUAUCGGCGGCCUUUUCCUCCUCUUCAGACCGAGGUCGCUUUGUCCCCGUCUCUGGCGGUUUCUGUACACCUUUCAGAAAAUUCCACAUCUGCCAAAGCUUCAUUGCGAUGUAGAUGAAACAACAAAAACGCGUGUUUAAAUGGACGAUAAUGUGGCCCCAUCUAUUGAAUUUGAUAACGUCAUUACCGCGAUAUUCAACGAGAUGCGUUAUAUGCAUGCGCAGUAGUGAAAAAACUGACAGCCUGACUCGUACACGAUAUGAUUCGGAAUUCUUCGGUAUUUUCCGUCCCGCCGAUAAACACAUCGAUGAACACAGACACGGCACACGCUUAAUAUGUGGCGGCUUUAGUUGGCGGUGUGUCUGAAUCUUCGCUUCAUACAUAUAUAAUUUUUUUUUUUUUUUAAACUAGCCAGCCGGGCUGGCUAGUGACAGGAAUUAACUGCCAAAUGACAAAUUAAGUCGCCUCGGGCGACCGGACCACCGCGAAUUUCGAGCCGUGCAGUAGCAUGUCAGAUGUGAUCUGAUGUUUAGUACAUAUGAUCCACAAAACAAUAAGUAAUGAUUCUCUAAACUUGAAUUCACUCCUGAUCUGAUGUGGUUCAGUUCAGUUAAAUGUUGGGUUUAACAGCCCUGAGUGGAGCAGAAGCGCGAGCAUUACGGGUUUCUUCUUUAGUUAGCAUUAGCCCCUGCUACCUUUCUAACAUAACCAGGUUUCGUGCUGCUCGUGUAUUUCAUUGCAGUGUCUCAAAUUUUGCACAUGGCAGUGCUUUUGUGGAGAUUUCCUGAUGAGCUUUUAUUAACUGUCAAUGUUCAGCUUAAGACUCGGGGAUGAAUUGCAGAUUUCUCACUUGCUUUCUCUGGUAAGUAGUAGAGUGUAUGCUGAUUGUCUUUAAUAGCAACCUUUUCCUUUUCAAUUCAAACCAGAUCUAGGUUCAUAUAUCAAUGUAGCUAUAUUGUAGAUGGCUGCAUAGGUUUUUUUUUCUCGUCUCGUCUCGUCUCGUCUUCUUCCGCUUUAUCCGGGACCGGGUCGCGGAGGCAGCAGUCUAAGCAGGGAAGCCCAAACUUCCCUUUCCCCAGACACCUCGGCCAGCUCCUCGGGAAGAACACCGAGGCGUUCCCAGGCCAGCCGAGAGACAUAGUCCCUCCAGCGUGUCCUGGGUCUUCCCCGGGGCCUCCUCCCGGGGGGACAUGCCUGGAACACCUCCCCAGGGAGGCGUCCAGGAGGCAUCCGAAAAAGAUGCCCGAGCCACCUCAGCUGAUUCCUCUCGAUGUGGAGCAGCAGCGGCUCUACUCCGAGCUCCUCCCGAGUGACUGUGCUUCUCACCCUAUCUCUAAGGG
This is a messenger RNA of Neoarius graeffei (lesser salmon catfish), 5572 nucleotides long. Its product is annotated as zinc finger BED domain-containing protein 4-like. The record is from RefSeq and is a predicted model, not a curated record. Gene Ontology annotation, molecular function: protein dimerization activity. Bases 2575 to 3147 code for a protein of 190 amino acids. NCBI's taxonomy places the organism in Eukaryota, Metazoa, Chordata, Actinopteri, Siluriformes, Ariidae. The transcript is spliced from 3 exons.